Molecule: messenger RNA, 477 nt
Organism: Eimeria maxima
Lineage: Eukaryota; Apicomplexa; Conoidasida; Eucoccidiorida; Eimeriidae
Exons: 1
Coding region: 1-477 (158 amino acids)
Source: RefSeq, a predicted model, not a curated record
AUGGUAGUAGGUACCACGAUCCUGCAGCAAGCGGAGCUCCUGCGAACAGGGGAACUGCAAGAGCAAGUGAAGAAGGCGACGCCAGACCAGCUAAAGCAAAUUUUCCAGAAGCUCGUUAAGAGCAAUCGAAAGGUGGAGGCAGAUCUUGGAGCAGCCAACCGAGCAGUUCGACGGCUAAUUGCUUCCACGAUGUUGGAGGCUGCACACUCAAGCAGGGCGGAUAAGGCACGACGACUGUCACCCGAAGAAGCAAAUCUCUUGGCGAAGUGGAAUGAGCGGUUUGGAGGCGCAGGACACUACACUGCUGACUGCCCGACAUCGGCACGAAGCGUGGUCGGUAAAGGGGCUAGGCAGCCGACCACACGUACUAGUGAUGAGAGAGCUAACCGUUUAAACGAGAAGCCGCGGGACACACGGGACUACAAGGCUUAUAAUUGCAGACGACAGGGUGGACAGAAGGCAGCAGAGGCGGCGUGA